Rhizophagus irregularis DAOM 181602=DAOM 197198 is the source of this 534-nucleotide messenger RNA. The record is from RefSeq and is a predicted model, not a curated record. Lineage: Eukaryota; Fungi; Glomeromycota; Glomeromycetes; Glomerales; Glomeraceae.
AUGUAUCAAUCAAGCGUGGAAGAACAAGAAGAAUAUGGAAGGUGUAUGGAAUGUAGACAAAUGAAUACGCUCUUGUGUAAGUCACAUUUGGGUCCGACAAUCUUGUGUCAGACUUGUGAUUUAAAUUUAAGAACACGAAAAUUUGGUAUAUGCAUAAAAUGCAAACAAAUAAAUACUGGACAGAAUUGGUGUCAGCCUUGUAAUUCAGAUAGAUUUCGACAAAAUUUUAGUAAUUGGGCUAGUAAUAAUGAUGACGUUGAUAAAUUUAUUCAAAACAAUCAACUAUCAGCAAAAAAUAAAUAUCAAUUAUUAGAGUGGAUACCCUAUGAUAGGUUUCAUGAUGGAGUUAAAUAUAUUACAAAAGGCGGGUUUGGAAAAAUAUAUAAGGCAUGCUGGAAGGAUGGCUAUAUAUCACAUUGGAAUGUAAUUAAACAUCGAUGGCAAAGAAAUAAUGCAAAUAAAUGUGUGGCUCUAAAAGUUUUAGAAAAAUCACAAAAACUUAAAUCAGAAUUUAUCGAUGAAGUAUAUAUUUGA